Molecule: messenger RNA, 705 nt
Organism: Dentiscutata erythropus
Lineage: Eukaryota; Fungi; Glomeromycota; Glomeromycetes; Diversisporales; Gigasporaceae
Source: the annotation of a GenBank genome assembly
AUGGAAGGAAAAAUUGGUUUGUCUGGAGGAAUGAAAGAUAACAAGGAAAUAUUACAGACCUUGGCUGUGUUAUGUUUGUCAAUGUCAAGGACAUUUGGCCCAUUCUUGCCCGGACCAAGUGAAAUUAUAAAAAUCACUAAUCUCAAAGUCGAUAGUGAUGAAGAUAGAAGUCGAAUCAAAAGAAUCAAAAGAGGAAAAAAGGGUAUAAAUAUUAAUGAGACACUUCAGGAAGAAAGGAUGGUGGUUAAAUGGAAUGACAAAUUAAUUGAUGUGAAAAUUGAAAACUUACCAGCAUUGAACGAAGAGAUGAUUGAAAAGAUCAAACAUGCUGAGGAAAUAGCCCGAAAGAUUGAAUAUAGUGAUGAAGUUGGUACAAGCGAUAAGGGUAGAAAUCGAGGAAAUAAUAAUGCAAUGAUAACUAAAAAGGUUAAUGAUAGAAUUGUGGAUCUGAUUGGUAAACAAAGACCGAAGAUGAAAAAUGGAAUGUUUUCAAUAAUCAGUAGCAAUAUGAACCGAUGGCAAUGUCGAAAUGUAAGACCUAUAGUGCCAAUGAAUAAUGUAAAUUGGGAUUGUGCUACAUUGAAUAGCUUGAAGGAUAUUAAUUUCAUAAAGCGAUUGUACUUGGAUCAAUUGGCUAGGUGUGAUUGCGAACAUUUGGAAAGUGUUGUCUUUGGAAGUCAUUUGGAGAUGAGGAGGCUUGGGUGA